Cooperia oncophora is the source of this 426-nucleotide messenger RNA. NCBI's taxonomy places the organism in Eukaryota, Metazoa, Nematoda, Chromadorea, Rhabditida, Trichostrongylidae. The record is from the annotation of a GenBank genome assembly.
AUGUACCAAGUAACUACAUACGCAAAUGUACGAAAUUACAAAGAUAGAUUGAGCGAUUCGGGUUUCAGGUUAGAUCCACGAGUUGGCAAAUGGGAAAGACGUUUGCCCAAUGUUAGACCACGAACUCAUCCUGGAACUGCAGUAUUCGAUGGUCAUUUGUAUGCAGGAGGAAAGGAAGCAUCGUCAGUUGAGAGGUACAGCCCUCUCACCAAUGAAUGGAUUGACGUGCCUGCUAUGAAGAGGAACAGGAGAACUGAACGACUAGCUGUCGUCAACGGAAAGCUAUACGCUCUUGAUAUGACGAUAGUCGAAGUUUUCGAUUCUGAGAUGAACAAAUGGAAACAUCACAGCUACUUGAACCAAGGUCGAUGGGCUAGCAGAUGUGGGUGUUCUUCGGGUGCUGCGAUAGUUCCAGCAGCGUCCUAA